GUGUGUGUGAACGUGUUGAUAAUGUUAGUGACUUUGCUUACCUUUUUCUUGACAAAAAAGUUCUUUCAUUUGGAGAAAAUUCAGUAAUUUAUUUUUAAUUGUUUACUUACAUUCAUAGUGAGAAAAAAAGAGCGACAGCUCAGUAAAUUGCAUUUAAACGGUGUACAAUGUCGUUCAAAAAAGAUUUACGUUUGAUCGUCAAGCCUUAUUAUUGGAUAAAUAUAUUUUUAAGUUUAACCUACAUCAUAGCAAAGAAAACACCAAUUUUGUGCAAUUAUUUGCAUGCUUAUUUAUUUCCCCAAGAAGAGACUUGCGAAUUCGAUGGGCGUGAGACAGAAAUAUUAUUCUUUCUUAUAAUUGUCGUCAUGAUACGAUCUAGAAAAACAGGAAGUGUCACAAUGAUCAAUUACUUAACAUCUUCUUUCCUGUAUACGAAGAUAGCGAAUCUCAUCUUGUGGUUUUAUUCUGAUGUUAAACUUGGCAUUGCUUUUGGAGUGAUUUUCAUUCUAUGCGCUUUAAUGUUACCCGAACCAACAUAUAGUGGGCCUGAGAACGUUGUUUACUUCAGAACACCUAAUAGUUUGGACGAUGAACUUGAAAGAGACAAGAGAAUCAUUUGGCUUGUAACUUUCUAUACAACUUGGAAUCCGGCUUGUGCUAACUUCGCUCCUAUUUUCGCUCAAGUAUCAAACGAAUAUAAACUCGACAAUUUGAAGUUUGGUAAAGUGGAUAUUGGUAGACUGCCAGAUAUUGGAAACAAAUAUCAUGUUUCUGAUAGCUCUCUAAGUCGUCAACUGCCUUCAGUUAUUUUAUUCAAGAAUGGGAAAGAAAUCGCUCGUCGUCCAUAUGCAGACAGCAAAGGAAAAUUAGUGAAAUUCUUUUUCUCCGAAGACAACAUCAAAGCAGCAUUCGAUUUAAAUAAUAUUUACAAGGAUUGUAAAGAGAAUCCUAUUAAGCCUGCCAAGUCUACUAAAGCAUCAAAAGAUACGAAAACCCCUAAGGUUGAACGUGCUUUCCAAAAGCAGCAAGGAGUCAAUCUUAACCGUAACAUUAAGUUUAUCGGUAAGAAAGAGAAAUCAACACGUCUCCAUCGUAAUAUUGGACUUGGAUUCAAAACUCCAAAAGAGGCAGUUUCAGGCCAUUAUAUUGACAAAAAAUGUCCAUUCACUGGUAUGUGCUCAAUCAGAGGACGAAUCUUAACAGGAGUUGUUCGUAAAAUGAAAAUGCAAAGAACUAUCGUCAUUCGUCGUGAUUACUUGCAUUUUGUUCGCAAGUACAGUCGAUUUGAAAAGAGACAUAGGAACAUGAGCGUACAUUUGUCACCAUGUUUCCGUGAUGUUGAACUCGGCGAUGUUGCCACCGUUGGAGAAUGUCGGCCACUUUCAAAGACAGUUAAAUUCAACGUAUUGAAGGUCAGUAAAGUUGCCGGUGCUAAGAAGAAGUUCCAGAAAUUCUGAGCUGACUUGCUUAAAUUGUCAAAUUCAUUAUGUAUGAACAUCUAAUGCAUAAUCUGAAUAAACAAGAACAUAUUGUAAUUUAAGAACUUCUGGAU
Molecule: messenger RNA, 1552 nt
Organism: Clunio marinus
Lineage: Eukaryota; Metazoa; Arthropoda; Insecta; Diptera; Chironomidae
Source: the annotation of a GenBank genome assembly